AACGGAACAUUUUAUAAAAUGACCGAAAUCAUGUGGAAAUCAUAUCGCAUUUGUUCACGCCUAUUCCAUUUGGUCGGAAUAUUACGAAAGCAAUGAUGUGUAGUGAAGAUCAAAUACUAGUAAAUUUCUUUAAAGUUUCGUGGAUAAGUUUUCGUAGUCUUAAGUGUCAAUAGUUUAUAAUGUUUCAGCUGUGAUUUAUUACCCAACGUCAUGUCUACUAUGAAGAAUUCUAAUUCGUCGUCUUCUAAACUUGCUCUCCUAAGCCACAUCAAGUACGAACAUCUGGUAGCUGGAAUAUCAGGUGGAGUCACGUCUACGCUCAUACUGCACCCGUUGGACUUGAUUAAAAUUAGAUUUGCAGUAAAUGACGGAAGGACCGCAACAGUGCCGCGGUACGAUGGUCUUAGCAGUGCGUUUGUUACAAUAGUGAAGAAGGAGGGUGUGCGGGGGCUGUACAGAGGUGUCACCCCCAACGUCUGGGGUUCCGGGUCGGCUUGGGGAUUCUAUUUCCUGUUCUACAAUGCUAUCAAGACGUGGAUCCAAGGUGGAAACGCUCGGACUCCGUUGGGCCCGGGCCUGCACAUGCUCGCAGCGGCUGAAGCAGGAGUGCUGUCUCUCAUCAUGACCAACCCGAUAUGGGUGGUGAAGACCAGGCUGUGUCUCCAGUACAGCGAGGAGACCCAUUUGUCCGACAACAAGAGAUACAAGGGCAUGAUCGACGGCCUCAGCAAGAUCUACAGAACGGAAGGCAUCCGAGGGUUGUAUAGGGGCUUCGUCCCCGGCAUGUUCGGCGUGUCGCACGGCGCGCUUCAGUUUAUGACAUACGAGGAGAUGAAGAACAGAUACAACCAGUACAGGAACUUACCCAUUGACAUUAAACUGUCAUCAGCCGAGUACCUUACCUUCGCUGCUAUCUCCAAGCUGGUGGCAGCCGGGACCACCUACCCCUACCAGGUGGUCCGGGCCCGGCUGCAGGACCAGCACAGAGUCUACAACGGCGCCUGGCACUGCGUCUCCGAGACAUGGAGAUACGAAGGUUGGCGUGGUUUCUACAAGGGGUUGAAACCGAACCUGACGCGUGUUGUGCCGGCGACGAUGAUCACGUUCCUAACAUAUGAAAACGUGUCGCACUAUAUGUUGCGUCGCGGACAGGAUAUCAAACUCGCUACAUGAGAUUAAAAACUAUAAAGGGGUCUGACUUCAGUCUCGAGUCAGCGGGCAGCAGGGCAGAAGCGGCUCGUCACAAUGUAUAGAUAUCUCCCUCACCAGUGUCGGUGACGGUGGUCG
Messenger RNA from Aricia agestis (brown argus), 1287 nucleotides. Its product is annotated as mitochondrial folate transporter/carrier. Gene Ontology annotation, molecular function: FAD transmembrane transporter activity; folic acid transmembrane transporter activity. Gene Ontology annotation, biological process: folate import into mitochondrion; nucleotide transport. The coding region runs from base 211 to 1173 and encodes 320 amino acids. The record is from RefSeq and is a predicted model, not a curated record. NCBI's taxonomy places the organism in Eukaryota, Metazoa, Arthropoda, Insecta, Lepidoptera, Lycaenidae. Gene Ontology annotation, cellular component: mitochondrion. The transcript has 6 exons.